Messenger RNA from Drosophila ficusphila, 1326 nucleotides. It is a transcript of the gene Fer1HCH, whose product is annotated as ferritin subunit. Gene Ontology annotation, molecular function: ferric iron binding; ferrous iron binding. Gene Ontology annotation, cellular component: cytoplasm. The record is from RefSeq and is a predicted model, not a curated record. Gene Ontology annotation, biological process: iron ion transport; intracellular iron ion homeostasis. Lineage: Eukaryota; Metazoa; Arthropoda; Insecta; Diptera; Drosophilidae. The transcript is spliced from 5 exons. Bases 142 to 864 code for a protein of 240 amino acids.
AGCGCGUUUAAAAGUGUUUUGUGCGCCGUUGUGAGCUACAGUUCGUUUUCGAGUUUCCCCCACAACACAAAGCAAGAGGCAUUAGCUCCACUGAAAAAUCAGAUUAAAGCUGUCAACCAGAAGACUUUCGACGAACAAAAGAUGGUGAAAUUAAUCGCUAGCCUGCUGCUCUUGGCCGUGGUGGCCCAGGCCUAUGGAGACUUCAAGUCCAAGCACAAAAGCAAGAGUUUCGCUAAAGAACUAAGUGAAGAGAGAGAACGACAACAAAAGCAAAACCCCAACUAUGAUGAAGGUCAAGAUCAGGGGUGCAAAGGCUCCUUGGCUGUCCCCGAGAUCACCAAGGACUGGGUGGAUAUGAAGGACGCCUGUUUGAAGGGAAUGCGGCACCAGAUCCAGGAGGAGAUCAACGCCUCCUACCAGUACUUGGCCAUGGGUGCCUACUUCUCCCGCGACACCGUCAACCGCCCCGGAUUCGCCGAGCACUUCUUCAAGGCCGCCAAGGAGGAGCGUGAGCACGGAUCCAAGCUGGUCGAGUACCUGUCCAUGCGCGGUCAGCUGACCGAAGGAGUGAGCGAUCUGAUCAACGUGCCGACCGUGGCCAAGCAGGAGUGGGCCGAUGGUGCCAGCGCUCUGGCCGAUGCCCUCGACCUGGAGAUCAAGGUCACCCGCUCCAUCCGCAAGCUGAUCCAGACCUGCGAGGGCAAGCCCUACAACCAUUACCAUCUGGUGGACUACCUGACCGGUGUCUACCUGGAGGAGCAGCUCCACGGACAGCGCGAACUGGCCGGCAAGCUCACCACCCUCAAGAAGAUGAUGGACACCAACGGCGAACUGGGCGAGUUCCUGUUCGACAAGACCCUGUAAGGAGGUGGAGAUAUCGUGGAGCAGCCCAGUCACGCAUCAAAAUUAUCAGCCAGUCGAGUUCAUAGUGUUCUGUUAUCUGUUAGCCGAGGGAGCCUUCCCCGAGGGUCCGCCAUUAAAUCACCACCAAGUCACCGAAAAGCUUUCGCGUUCCACUCUUUGACUGGCCAAUAAAUUAUCCGUACGACUGCGAUCCUCAAACCAGCACAGCAAAAUUCCACGUCUGUCUUUCUUAUCAACGCACGCGAGGAGUCUAAAGUGAUUAUGUUCUCUGAUUUGUGAUUUUCCGUAUACCUCGGGAGGGGCUCCGCUUAUGCAAUCGCCGAGAUUUCGCCUAGUUUUAAGUGAAAUCACUUAGGAAGACACUCAACACACCCCAUUUAAUACAUCCUAUAUCUUUAUAUUUUUCUGUCAAUUAGACGAGCAAGUUCUUAAAUAAAUAAACAAUAUAUGUAACGAAGGAAA